This is a messenger RNA of Scylla paramamosain (green mud crab), 3889 nucleotides long. Its product is annotated as gamma-glutamylcyclotransferase-like. Gene Ontology annotation, molecular function: gamma-glutamylcyclotransferase activity. NCBI's taxonomy places the organism in Eukaryota, Metazoa, Arthropoda, Malacostraca, Decapoda, Portunidae. The coding region runs from base 605 to 1252 and encodes 215 amino acids. The record is from RefSeq and is a predicted model, not a curated record. The transcript has 6 exons.
AAAUAAGGUUUUAAGUUUAUCCUCGUAACAGUCAAGGUAGCCACAUUCCAGUAAAUCCAUAAAUCUGCAGGCAGCUGCAAACACUUGGACGUAUACAUGUGUGAGGGGCCUGCGCGGGAAGUCGACGCCUACCAAUACUAUCAGGGGGAGCGCGGUUCAUUGACGUUCCUCCUGUUAGCACGAGAGGGCGAGUUAUGUUUUACCACAGCAAACGGCAAUAUAAGAACUUGAGAAGAUAAGGGAAAGCUGCAAGAAGCCACUAAGGGAAAGCUGCAAGAAGCCACCAGGCCUAUACGUGGCAUUCUCUGUGUAAAGCAUUCCUACCUAUUUCCACCUGUCAUCACGUGUCCUGUACAAUGAGCAGACGACGCUUAUCAGCUGACAGGGUAAACAUUCCCCUUCCCCCGCCAAGAAUAGACGGCCGUACUGCUACUUAAGGGCGGCGCCAUAUGACCCCAGUGUUGUGGCGACUUAAAUCAAUAAUUUGGCCAAUGCUACCUAAGUUCAGAGUCACAAGAUUACUAGGCUGAGAAGAAGGGUGUUAAGAUUAAGACAACGCAGGGAUUGGCAAAGGUAUUGAUAAUGCAUCUCGACAAAAUGCUGCAUGGUUGAAGAUCAGAGGAAGAAUCUAAUAGGAGCUUGUAAAUAUGUGGCUCCUGCAUUAAUCUGUGCCAUUUCACUCAUUCUUCACUCCAGUGGCAUACUAACAUUUCCCAAGAUGUCUUUGAAUCAUGUAGCAAAAAUGGCUCAACAUAACUGCUUCUUGUACUUUGCCUAUGGGUCUAACCUUCUCAAGGAAAGGAUUCACAUUAAUAAUCCAUCAGCAAAGAUGAUUAGUGUGGGCAAACUCAAGGACUAUCGUUUGGAUUUCAAUCACUUCAGCAAGCGAUGGAAAGGAGCAGCAGCCACUAUUGUGGAGGAUCCUGGCAACUGUGUGUAUGGAGUUGUUUGGGAACUUGCCAAUGAAGACAUGGUCAACUUAGAUAGACAGGAAGGUGUCCACCAGAAAAUCUACCGGCCAUUGGAUGUAAAAGUUGAGACUGAGAAGGGAGACUAUGUUGAAGCUCGAUCUUACCAAAUAAUCCGUCCACUAGAAGAUGACAGACGACCAUCCUAUGUGUACAUGGAUGUCAUCAUUCGAGGAGCAAAGGCAAAUGGCCUCCCUGAGGACUAUAUCAAGUUUCUGGAAAGCAUUGAACAUAAUGGAUACAAUGGUUCAGUGGAAAUUAAUUUACAAUUUGAUAAACAUUAGUUCUGAUUUCCUCUUUCCUUGGAUUCUGAGCCAUAAUCUCAACAGUUUCAUUCUGUGUCAUUGGGAAUAACUUAGACUCAGUUAGGAGUUUACAUACAUAUUCUGUAAUACUCCCAAUAACAUACCUAGCCUCAAGACUCAGUUAAGAAUAUACAUACAUAUUCUGUAAUAUUCUCAAUAACAUACCUAGCCUCAGAUACCUCUGUCUGGGAAUAAGUGCAAUUUUAGAUAUAUAAGCAGUUAUAUACACAUACUCACUACAUUUACUCUUAGAUAAUGUAGAAUGUAGGGCCCUAAGGAUUGUCACAGCAUUAUUAUUCCUUGUUCCUUUACCUUGUUGUAUGGAACACAAGAUUUCCUCCAUUCACACUAAUUUCACAUUCCUCUCAGCAAGCACAGAAAUUAAAAUUAUCUUUUUGUGUAAUAGUAUCAGUAUCAUGUAUGAAUCUAUGGAAUAAUUUUGUCAGCUAUUUCAGCUUUAUCUAUGGAACACUUCUCCCAUACCACAAACCGCAAUUCAUGCAGAGAUGUCUACUCACUGGCUAUGGAAAGAUACCAUUUCAUUUUUACUUUAAGUAAAAAAAAAAAUAUAUAUAUAUAUAUAUAUAUAUAUAUAUAUAUAUAUAUAUAUAUAUAUAUAUAUAUAUAUAUAUAUAUAUAUAUAUAUAUAUAUAUAUAUACUCAUAUUCCGUACAAUAUAACAAUAAAGUGAGAUGCGUGGAUGUGACAUCUCUUACAUUAAUCGACCUUGAAUAGUGCAAACAGUUGUUUCCUAGUAAUGAACAGAGUUUUGCUGUUACUUGAAAUUUAUUGAAAGUAAAUGGUGUAGUGGUUAGUUCAACCUGCACACAGCCAAGAGCUGCCGGGUCCACAUCCCUGCCAUGCUCCCCUUUGGAAUUCAUGAAAACACCUCAGAAAUUUAUCUGGUCAUAGAAUCUGUAACUCUACUCUGGGAGUUCCAUUUCCAAUCUGAGGAUAUUCUCUUUAGUAGCAUAUAUCCAGGACAUUUUUGAGGCCAUGGAAUGAUUGCCUCUUUAGGGAUCCCACAGCAGCAGUGUCAUGCACAACUUUGCAGUUUUAUGACAGCAUUGAAAAAUUGAUCUGAAAGGCAAGAUAAAUUGGUGGAGGAGGGGCUAUCUCUGGGAAUGGAACCCUUGUUGGAUUGAUCAAGAUAAACAUUUGAUGCAUUAUCUUUCAGGCUAAGAUUAUCACCAAUUAAGGUCCAAAUAAUAUUUGAUCAGCCUUGGUUGUCACUACACUUGGUCAUGUAGAAACCAUUUGGACUGCUCUCUUUUCAAGUUAUAGCCUUGUUAACUUAGGAGAGAAUAGAUUCAGGUUGUAAGCCAAGUUGUGACACUGCCACCUGGCAAAAGUGGUAGGUGUAAAGCAAUUCUGCACUCAUGCUUGUGUAUUUACCUAGCUGUAUUUAUCUAGUCGUAAUUUACAGGGCCUGAGCUGUGCUCUUAAGGUCCCAUCUCCAUAUCUACACUUAUCCAGUUUUAUCCUUAAAGUUGUACUACAUCCUCACUUAGCUUGUUCCAAACUUCUACAUUUCUCUGUGAGAAACUGUAUUUCUUCAUGUUACUCAAGCAUCUUCCUUUUCUUUUUAGCUGUGUCCUUGUGUGUAACUGGUAUUUCCUAUUUCUCUUAGCAGCAGUUUCUCAUUAUCUGUUUCUUCCACUCUAUUCCACAGUUCAUAAAUUAGUAUUAAAUCUCCCUUUCUCUUCUUUGUUCCAGUGUUGACAGAUUAAUUUCCUUUAACAUUCCUUCAUAUGCUAAUUCUUCAAGUUAUGUAACCAUCUUCGUUGCCAUCCUUUGUAACCUUUCUAGUUUUUUUACAUGUUUCUUCUUAUGGGGAGACCUCACUGAUUAAGCAUAUUCCAACUUUGGUCUAAUCAAAGUGGUAAUUAUCUUUCUCAUCAUAUAUUUAUCCUUGUAGUGGAAUAUGUAUCUGAAUAUCUUUUCUACAUGCUUCUCUGAUUAUGGACUAUCCUGUUUUAUCACUCUCAGAUCUUUCUCUUCUUGUACUUUUAUUAUUUCUUCAUUCCCAUUUUAUGUUUCUAUUUUGAUGUCUUUUCACUUUUUCUCAUUUUUAUUUCAUGGCAUUUUUUCACAUUAAAUUCCAUCUCCCAUUUCUUACUCCAAUCCCAGAUUUUAUUCAAGUCCUGUUGUAGAAUUUCAGUCUUUGUUGUUUCUUAUGUCUGUAAUUUUGCAUCAUUUGCAAACAAAUUCAUGUAACUCUUUGCAUCUUUAGGCAUAUAAUUUAUGUAGAUCAGAGAAAGUAUUGGUGCCAGCACUGAUCCUUGUGGUAUGCCACAAUCUACUUUUCUCCAUUUCUAUUUUACAUUUUUUACCACUGUUCUCAUUUCUCUUCCCUUUAGGUAACUUUCCAUCCAGUUUUUUAUUUUUCCAUUUAAUCCUAUUAUAUUUUCUAACUUCCGUAAUAGCCUGCUGUGGGGAACUUUGUCGAAAGCUUUUUUACAGAUCUAAAUACAGUUUACCCAUCCAUCCCUCCCCUGUGUUAUAUCACUCUUGAAUAAAAGCUCAUCAGAUUAGUUACACAUGAUUGCUUUUGUCUAAAGCCAUACUAUGUUUCUGUUAUAUGUAUGUGUGUGUGUGUGUGUGUGUGUGUGUAUG